This is a messenger RNA of Alternaria ventricosa, 1692 nucleotides long. RefSeq lists its product as uncharacterized. NCBI's taxonomy places the organism in Eukaryota, Fungi, Ascomycota, Dothideomycetes, Pleosporales, Pleosporaceae. The coding region runs from base 1 to 1692 and encodes 563 amino acids. The record is from RefSeq and is a predicted model, not a curated record. The transcript is spliced from 3 exons.
AUGGGCGGGCACGCCUUCAAAGGACUGUAUUGUCCUCGCAUUUCACCAGCUGUCUACGAAAAGGUGAAAGCAGAGACGAAAGCUUUGCUGCAGACUGUCUUCGCGCAAGUCGUGGUACCGACUGAGAUGCCUGGCAAGGAUGACUUCGGCGACGUCGACUUCCUAGUCUGCUCCCCUCUCCACUUCAAAGGUACCACCACCAUCGACACAUUCCCCUGGCAAAGCACCGUAUCCCUCAUCAAAGACGUCCUCGACACCACCCAUGGGCGCCAGGGUUAUCUUACCCCCGACUGCAUGUACUUCGCCAUCGACUCGCCCCACGGCGAAGAAAACUAUUUCAUCCAGAUCGACGUCAAGGUCUGCUUCAAGCCGGAGCUGUUCCACUGGUGCCACUUCGAGCUCAACUAUGCAAGCAACAGCAAGAUGAUCGGCAGUAUGGUCAAACCACUGGGUCUUACCAUGGAUCCUGAGGGUGUCCAUGUCCGUGUUGAAGAGAUGGAAGAAACGAACUUUCCUGGUAGCAUGGUGUGGGUUAGCAAGGAUCCGAAAGAUGCGCUGAGGAUCGUGGGCUUGGAUUGGAGGAUCUUGGAUGGGGGAUUCGGGACUAAGGAGGAGAUCUACACGUACCUGGCCAGCUCAUGGCUCUUCCACCCAGGCCACUUCGCCGCACGACUAGCCGAGGAAAAGUACAACGAUCGCCUCGAAGACCGCGCACCGUACUGGACACACUUCAUCAAAGAAUGGGUUCCGCAGCACUACCCUGGUUACCACCACGUCCGGCACGGUCCAGAAAACGGCCAAGACAACGGCAGAUCCGGCGAAGACAUCGAUGAAACCCUCCCAGCAUGGCAAACCCGCACCAGAACAGCUGUCCGCAACAAAGUCUUCACCAUGUUCCCCCACAUCGCAAGUGAAUACUACACCAAGCGCGCCGCAUGGGUCAAAGAGCGCGAAGAGCAGAGACUGCGCGAGCUCAUCACGCAAGCCAUUCCAACUGGUCAGAAUGGAUGGAGUAGUGACGUACCUGUUCCAACCAUCAUAGUCAAAUACUUUCAGCCGCAGACCCCCGAUCUCGAACCCACAACCACGGGGGAGAUGACACCCCCGUUGACACCACCGCUCACACCGAGUUUACCAUUCGACGCUUCACCGACUUCACCAACAACCCUAGUCCCCCCUCUCAUCUCCCCAUCUCCAUCCACCUCCUCCCCAAACCCACCCCUCACCGUCUCCUCCCUCCCCCUUACCCCACCCCUCCCCUUCACUCCCUCCCCCCCUCCACCCAACAUGUCCGCUUCCGCCAAACUCCUCUGUCUCUUCCGCUGGACACACUUCGACGCUUCCACCGGCACACCCUUCCUGGCUUCCGUGCCGCGCGACAAGGACUUCACGAUGGCGUGGACAGAUGCGCAGUAUGCUGGUGCCACGGAUGGGGUGCUUGUGCGGUGGGCGGAGGAGGUGUGGUGGAGUGUUUGGGUUAGGCAGUGUGUGGUUAAUUAUAGGGGGAUGUGGAGGAGGAGGUUUGAGAAGGCGGGGAGGAAGGGGGCUGUGGAGGGGGGGAUGGGAGGGGUUGAGGAGAAAGCUGGUGUUGAGGGGAAGGAGAAGGGAGGUGCGAGUGUGGUGGGAGAGAGGGUGGAGAAGGUUAGGGGGAGGUUGAGCAGGUUGAAUGAGAGUUUGGUUGGGUUGGUUUAG